This is a messenger RNA of Triticum urartu, 1763 nucleotides long. RefSeq lists its product as uncharacterized. NCBI's taxonomy places the organism in Eukaryota, Viridiplantae, Streptophyta, Magnoliopsida, Poales, Poaceae. The record is from RefSeq and is a predicted model, not a curated record.
UUCAGAUCCAAACCCCCGUCUGAAAAACAAAGGCAGCGAGGGAGCGAGCGAGCGAGAGAGAGGGCUAAAAGGGCCAGCAAAACCCUAACCCUAAGCAUCCCAAUUCGCCCGCCCCAAAUCCCCCGCCCCCGCCCCGUCGCCCCCAAACCCUACCUCCGCCUCGCCGCCGCGACCAUGGCAGGCUCCUCCGGCGCCGCCGCCGCCUCCUCCCGCAGCCACCUCAAAGGCGACCGCUUUUACUACCCGCCCCACCGCCGCCAGACCCAGCAGCACCAGCAGCAGGGCCUGCAGAGCCGCCGCCCCCCGACCUCCCCCUCCCUCUCCCCGUCCCCCUCCCCCAGGCGGAAGACGGCCGCGGCGGCGGCCGUCUCCGCGUCCCUCGACGCCGACGGCCGGGCGGAUUCCGACGACUCCUCCUCCACCUCCUCCAAGCCCUCGCUCGCCUCCACGGCCGCCGAGGUGAAUGUCGUGUCCUCCGCGCCUCCCGCGGAGGAGGAGGAGGAGGAGGCCGGGAAUCUGGACAGGUUCCUCGCCUCCACCACGCCCUCCGUGCCCGUCCGGAACACGCCCGAGACAAGCCUGAGGAUGCGGAGGAGUGGAGAUGCCAUGGAUUCAUCUCCUUACUUCUGCCUUGAUGAUCUCUGGGAGUCUUUCAGGGAGUGGAGUGCUUAUGGGGCUGGUGUUCCCCUGGUGUUAAAUGGCGGUGACUCCGUGAUACAAUAUUAUGUGCCAUAUCUCUCUGCUAUCCAGCUGUAUGCUGAUCCAUCUAGACCUGUUGCAAGUACCAGGCAUCCUCUGGAUGAAAGUGACGGGGAAUCUACGGAUUUUAGCAGUGAGAGUAGCAGUGAAACUGAUGCUGCUCAAAAUGGUGUCUUACAAAGUGAGGAUGGCGAUGCUUUUGUAUCUGCAAGUUUUCCUAUAUUUGAGCAUCUGGAGCGGGAUCCUCCGUAUGGAAGAGAGCCUUUAACAGACAAGGUAUCAGUUCUUGCGGAUAGAUUUCCAGCUUUAAAGACAUUCAGAAGCUGUGACUUGCUGCCAUCCAGUUGGAUGUCUGUUGCAUGGUACCCCAUAUAUAGAAUCCCAACAGGACCGACGCUGAAGGACCUGGACGCGUGCUUCUUGACAUUCCAUUGCCUGGCAACACCUUCCAAGGAUAGCCAUCCCACCACACCAGCAUGCCCCGGCUUCGAGGGAAUCGGCCACUGCACCACCGCAACGGGCAGGCUUUCCCUGCCCGCCUUCGGGCUGGCGUCCUACAAGCUCCGCAGCUCCUUGUGGGCGUCCAACGGCGCCCCGGAGCAGGAGAGCGUCACGUCGCUGAUGCAGGAGGCGGACAACUGGCUCCGCUGCGUACAGGUGGACCACCCGGACUUCCGGUUCUUCGUCUCGCACUUUGGCGCGACGUGGAGAUGACUGCUUCUUCUGUUGUAAAUGUCUUUUUUGUGACUGUUACUGUUAGUUAUAUGGUGAGGACUGUGUGUUGCCAAGUCUGAACUCAGGUGGCUGUGCGUUGAGCACAAGUCUGUUAUGGCACAUAGUGCAGCAGCGCCCCUCUGCCGCGGGGGUUGUAUCAGUUAAAAAAAGGCCCGCCUGUAUUGCGGGCGGGCUCGACUCUUGUUGUCGUCUCCAAUAAGUUCAUAACUGUCUGGUGUAGGUAACUUUUUGUGGGGGAGUUACAGAUAUGAUGGAUCGGAAGUACAAUUGGAGACUUGUAAAACUUUUCAGGCAAAUGAUAGGAAAGAAUAAAUUAUCGGAUUUAGUUA